UUUUUUUUUUGAAUGAGCAGCGUUCAGUGUGACGCGAACCGCGGCCUGGCCAUCACCGUGUGUGAUAUUGUAGUCAUCGAUGACUCCGUAAUCUUGUUCGUCUCGACCGGGACACGCGGCCGAGAUCGGCGUACGACGACGGUGUAAUAUAUAAUAAUAAUAUUAUAUUAUAUAUCAUAUACUCGCGACUCGUCGAGUGUUAAUUUAAUUUUUAAAUACUACGUUCCAUUACAUACGUUUAUCGCAAUCGUAUAGAAAUUAUAUCCACCGCCGGAGUUCUUGCGCGAGUGAGUGCUGUACGUAUAUACAUCGCGAAUAUAUACGAUUGAACUUGCAGUUAUAGCGACAACGAUCGCGAUCCGUCUGAGAUGAUCGUACGAAUGAAAUCUCAGAGAUGACGACCGACAGAAUUCCCAUAUGGCUUUACGACAAGAAACUUUGGAUCAACGACGCGGACAGGCGUACCACGUGCGCCGACGUGGCGACCACGUUGACGGGCCACGGCAGUGACUACGCGGUGGCCGUCGACGGCGCGCACACGGCCACCAUGGUGGCAGAUCCCGGAGUCAGGGUGCUGAAGAUCUGGCAGAGCCUGCGGCCGGACCAAAAGCUUUGCUUGCGAAAAGUUGGCGGCAACGGCUACCACCACCGCGCCAACAACAUUGACAGCGGCGGUGGCUGCGACGACGACGACGCAGCGUCCGAGAUGAGCGGUUACCGCGGUGCUCACAGGAAGCGCCGCCGGGAGGUUGUGGUCAAGUACGCUUCGCGGACGGUGCACCCGAAGCGGCUGAGCAACACGCAGGCGGCCGAGGAGCUGCUGAAACUCAUACUCGAGCAGAGCGACACGAUCCGAGCGCAGCUGAAAAAGUUGCAGGACCGCGACAAGAAGAUCGAGAAGAUCGAGACGGAGACGCACAGGACCCGGGCGGACGCGUUGGGAUCGAAUUACCUGUUGGACGCGUACCUAGGGGGCGGCGGCGGAUGCGGUGACGACAAGGAGGAAAAAGACAGCGGCAUCACCGAAGGCGCCAGUGUGGAGAACGACGACCACGACGACGAAAACGAAGACGACGACGACGACCGCGGAGGUUGUGGUGUUGGGGGUAGAGGAGUUGUCGGCGAAAUCGCAGACUCCGGGACUCCGCCGCCGUCGUCGACGCAAGAGGCCAUCGCCUACCUGGAGAGGAUCGUCAAGAUCAACAAGAAGUUGUACGAAUUCGAGGAACGUCUGAUCCGGUUGUACGUGAACGUGGAACGGUGCCGGGACCAGGAGCAACUGCUGGACGAGCUGAAACGGGCCGAGACCGAGAUGGCCGACACCGAACGGUUAUAUCGCGAAAACACCCUGCUGAUACGCGACACCGACACCGAACUGCGAGCCAGGCUGGGUUACAUCGAACAGUUGCAGUACGAGGCGGCCAUCGUGGACAGCGAGAACGAGUACCUGAUGGGGUCCAUCGAACACCUGCAAGGUCGACACCACAAUCCACAGAACCAGGUCGAAAACUACCAACCCCAACAUCAUGCGGCCGCUUGUCGGGUGUUGGACACAUUGGUCUAGGACGGUUCAGUGCUGUAGCGCUGUAUACUUCCACAAUAGGGUGUGAAAAUCCCCAAAUGUUGAAAUGUCUUUUUUUGUUUGUUUUGUUUACCUUGUACAUUGCAAACAGUGUGUGUUAUUCGACUAUACGUUAUUAUUACUUUGUAUGUACAUUUCAAUAAAUAUUAUUGUCGUUAUUAAAAUAUUAUUAUAAUGACCGAUGCAUUGCGGUUGACCAAUUGUUUAUAUACGAAAAGGGGAAUUUUUAAAAAGAAAAUUUUACUACUAACGGAAUUUAUAUUAUGAUUAAUGUACCUAUGAUUACACAUUUAUACAUUUAUAAAAAAAAUUGUUUUGGUACUGUGAUUUCCUAAUAAUUAACAAUCGCACCAAACAUAUUUUGAUAUUUACAUAUUAUUACAGACUACAGUCUACACUAUACAGGACUAGUUUCAGAAUUUUAGCGUUUUGCACAGGGCACAUAAAACACGCAGAACAUUAUAUUUUAUACAGAAACGUAAAUAAUAAAAUAAACACCUAAGCUUAUAGAUAAAUGUAUUAGUUAAUUAAAUCAUGUAAUGUAUUUUUUCUUCUUCUGGAAAAUUAUAGUACUUACUUGUUACUAUAAAUGUGUUAGAUAACCGCAAAACCAUCUCUCAAUUCGCGUCAAUUAAAAGUGAACAUGUCAAAAAAAUAUUUAAUUCAAUGGAACUGUUAACAUAGGUACUUAUGUAUAUUUUCAAUAAUCAAGAUCAUUUUUAUUUUGUGGACUUGUGGUAGCUAUACUUAUUUUUCAUUCCCAUAACAUUAUUCUUUAUGUAUGUAAAUAAAUAUUAUAUUAUAUUUUAAGAGUUUGCACAUUGCACCCCAGUGUUGAGAAUAUUAUUACAGUAGAACGUCGAUUUACAGACAGUCAGUCUCAGGACUAGUCUUGACGGAGAAUGAAAAAGAAAGCUAAGCAAGAAAUGACAUAUUUUUUAAACAUAUUACAUACCUAUAUAAUACACAGUAUUUACUUAUUUGUUUAAUAAUUAUGACAUAUUUAUAUGCGAACUAUUACUUUUAGAUGUUAAACAAGUAGUAACUAACUGACUAUCAAUACAGUAAUCCCUCAUUAUCCGCGGUUUCGAUUGUCUGCGGUUGAGUCCACGAUGAAAUGUUAAAUACGAUAACGUUUUAUCAUUAUUAUUCGAACACUAUCGAUAAUUUUUAUUUUUAACAACUGAAGAUAAUACAACUAUGUAGGUACUUUUGUAUUUAUUAUAGAUAAAUACCACAUAAGGUACCUACAGAGUUUUUCCAUUCUUCCUAAUACAUGUUUGUACAGUUUGUUUAUAAAUAAUUAAUAAAUUGGAAAAUUAGAUUAAUUAAAAAAUGGUAAAAAUAUGUAUACAUCUUAUUAUAGUGGUUUAUAAAAAUUAAGAAAAUAAAACCUAACCUCCUUCUUUAUAUUGAUUUAUGGUUUCAUUAUCCGUGGUUUCGUUAUCCGCACAACCUCCGUGGAUAACAAAGGAUUACUGUACAAAGACAAGACUGUUUUUAUUUCAUCAAUAAAUUGUAUUAUUGCUUAUCUAGCAGAUAUUACCAGAAGAUCCAGGUUAUACUGGCUCAAACAAAAUUAGGCUCUCUGAUGUUUAACCAAGAAAAACAAAUAAUCAGGAAAUGAAUAAUCGAGGUUCUACUGGAAUAAGAUUCAUAUUACUGCCAAGUUAAUGAAAU
Molecule: messenger RNA, 3262 nt
Organism: Myzus persicae (green peach aphid)
Lineage: Eukaryota; Metazoa; Arthropoda; Insecta; Hemiptera; Aphididae
Product: ATP-dependent RNA helicase dbp4
Exons: 2
Coding region: 395-1564 (389 amino acids)
Source: RefSeq, a predicted model, not a curated record